GCGUCCCUCCUCCCCUGCCCCUUUCUCUUUCCCGUGCCGAGCGAGCGAGAAACGUACGCCAGAAGAGCGGCGCGGCGCCAUCCCGAUCUCGCCAUUCGUCCCCCGAUGCGAUCUCGCCAAACCCUAAUCCCGCAGCUCCGGCCGUCGCCGGAGCCCUAGCGCCGAAUGCGGCAGUGACGCGCGGCGUGGGCUGGCACCACCGCUAGCGCGUGCCUCCGUGCGCCCGUCCGUCCUCCUUGCCGCGCCGAGCCAUGGGCGCCGCCGACAAGUGGCUCCUCCCGCUCGUCUCAGUCUCUUUCGUCUCGCUCCUGCUCUUCCUCUCUGCGCUCUCGGGUUUCUCCGCCUCCUCCACGCUCUUCGCCCGCCUCCCGCCGCCCUCAUACGUGCGCCGGGGAGCCGCCGCGCCGCCCUCCUUCGCCUACCUGCUCGCAGGCGGGCGAGGGGACGGAAGGAAGCUCCUGCGGCUGCUCCUGGCCGUAUACCACCCCAGGAACCGCUACCUGCUCCACCUCUCUGCAGACGCGGACGCGUCCGAGCGCGCCGAGCUGGCCGCGGCCGUCGCGCGCGCCGCCCCCGCCGUGGGCGCGUUCGGGAACGUCGACGUCGUCGGGCGACCCACCGCGGGCACCCCGAUGGGAUCCUCCGGCCUCGCUGCCACGCUCCGCGCAGCCGCCGCGCUGCUCCGGCUGGAUGCGGAGUGGGACUGGUUCGUCACGCUCAACGCCGCCGACUAUCCCCUUGUCACUCAGGACGACUUGAUUCAUGUCUUCUCCUCUGUGCCAAGGCACCUUAACUUCAUUGACCACACCAGUGACAUUGGAUGGAAAGAGUCUCAGAGAGUGCAACCAAUCAUAGUAGAUGCUGGAAUAUACUUGGCAGGGAGGAAUCAGUUCUUCCAAGCCACAGAGAAACGGGACACUCCUGAUAGUUUCAAAAUUUUCACAGGUUCUCCAUGGGUCAUUCUAAACCGACGCUUUAUAGAGUAUUCUGUGUUUGGUUGGGAGAAUCUCCCAAGAACCCUGCUCAUGUACUUCACAAAUGUGAUGCUACCUCUGGAAGGGUAUUUCCACUCGGUUGUAUGCAACUCGGAUUUCCGUAAUUUCACAGUGAACAAUGACUUGCGGUAUAUGGUGUGGGACAAUCCACCUCAGAUGGAGCCCCAUUUCCUAAACUUUACACAUUAUGAUGGGAUAGUGGGGAGUGGAGUGCCUUUUGCGCGGAAGUUUCGGGAGAAUGAACCUCUAUUGGACAAGAUUGAUGAGAAAGUACUUCGACGUUGGCGUCACAGACCUGUUCCUGGUGCCUGGUGCACAGGCAGAAGAAGGUGGUUCAGUGAUCCAUGUUCCCAGUGGAGCAACGUCAACAUUGUGAGACCUGGCCCCCAAGCUGAGAAAUUCCGCAGAUACAUGAAUCAGAUUUUAGAAGAAUCAAAUUCAGGCAACAACUCUUGCAGGCAAUAGCAGUACUGAAGCAUGUGGCUUCACUUUCCAUGGUUCAAGCGAGCAUUUCUCGUUUUGCACAGAGGGGCUCUCCAUAUCUGUAGAACUAUGGCUCUUCUCCUUCGGGAGUGAGCAUUUUUGCACCUGGGUUAUGAGCACACGGCCAAGGUGAAUGGAUCCUGAAGCACUGUUUCUGCAUCCCCCCCCCCCCCCGCCACCCCCCGGGCAGACCAAACCCUCCCACAUUAGGAUUUAUUUGGUUGAUCAAGCUUGAUCGAUUCCUCCUCUGAAACAAGAAGUUCUGGCCCGGGAGAACUGGGUUUACUCUUUCCAGAUUUUUUGGUAAUUGUCAUGGCUUCAAGGUCUCGUUGCAUACUACUUGGAAGCCAGAGAGCUUAGGGUGGGAAACUGGGAAUACGGAAGCUAAUAGGCAUUGUAAUUAGUAGUGAUCAGUUGGAUGACUUGUGCCUUUGUUUAUAGAACUUAUGGAAUUCUUGGUGCUACCAUACAGAAUUGCGAAAAAUGAAGAACGGGGAAUGCUGUUGUGGUUAAUAGAAUGCUUACAUAUUCUUUUUUCCUCCUGA
Molecule: messenger RNA, 2023 nt
Organism: Phragmites australis (common reed)
Lineage: Eukaryota; Viridiplantae; Streptophyta; Magnoliopsida; Poales; Poaceae
Product: beta-glucuronosyltransferase GlcAT14A-like
Exons: 4
Coding region: 252-1460 (402 amino acids)
Cellular component (GO): membrane
Molecular function (GO): glucuronosyltransferase activity
Source: RefSeq, a predicted model, not a curated record